Molecule: messenger RNA, 545 nt
Organism: Diabrotica balteata
Lineage: Eukaryota; Metazoa; Arthropoda; Insecta; Coleoptera; Chrysomelidae
Source: the annotation of a GenBank genome assembly
AUGUCAUUGUCACCUUUGACAGAGAAGUUUCCGUUUCCGCCGACAAAACACGACACCAUCUUUUCUAAAACUGAGGUUAGGAAGGUCAAAAUGUCGUCACAUUUGGUGUGGGGAAUUAUCCGCAAUAACAAUGCUUUUCUUUUAAAGAAAAGAAACAUUUCCAAACCUUUUAGCACUGAAGCUAACAAUCUUACUAACUUGAGUUCAUACCGCUAUAAUGGUUUGAUCCACAAAAAGUCUGUAGGAAUUGUAGAUGCUGCUGACAAAAAAGGAUUCACAGUUGUUUACAAGAAGGCCAGUAAACAACACAAACCUAAACAAAAUGUUGUAAAGAGGACAAUGAAAUCUGGCCCCAGAAGAUCUUUACAUAAAUUGAAGAGGUUGUUGAAUGCUAACAAAUACAGAACAGACCUUACCAAGGCUGCCCUUCGCAGAGCUAGUGCAGUUCUGAAGUCCCAAAAACCUUUACCAGCCAAGAAACAGAAGGUUGCCCCUAAAAAAGAAUAGGUGUAUUUUUUAAUGUAAUAAACAAAUUUAUAAAAAGA